AUGUCUCCUAUGUUUGUGUCGAUUGGGACUGGAUGGCGUCCUGCUGCGCGCCGCUGGACACGCUCCUCUUUCACCGGGAAACAGCUGAGAGUCUGCAUCCUACCUGAAUCCCCCAACAAGGAGUUGGUCUUGGUUAUCGGGGAUUCACAUCUCAGAUCCUUCGUGGAGAGAGAUGUGGACAUCAGAGCAGAUGGCCCAUACUCCUUUGGGUACAUUUGCUCCCCUGGUGCUACAGCUGACACCCUGGAGACUGACGUACGCCAUUCCACUGUCAACCAACGCAUGUCAAAAUGUGUGGUGCUGGCUACGGGCAAUGACUCUUCCACCAGGGGCCAGACAGUGGAGCGGACAUGUGUGGUGGCCUUCCCUGCUCGUCAUGUGGUCAGUGUGGCCAAGCAGAACCAGUUUCGUGAAGCAUACAAGGCGGCAGCAGAGGAAGAAGGGCUGCAGUAUGUCUUCUGUGUGCACAACUUCCCUAUGAAGAACCUGCGUCUCUGGGCUAAGGAUGGUGUAAAAGAGUCUACAGUUGACUGCCACCAGCACAAGAAAUGUUUCCCUGCGACAGGUCACCGGUCUGUGUGCUAUUCCCGUGUCUGCUGGCCGCUUCGCUGUUUUGUCUGCACCACAGAAGACUCCUUCAACGUCAAGAACCCAACUACCCUGGCAACAAAGAAGACCCUGAACCUGGAGAACUCCUCUGAGUCAACUUUGGAAGACCCAAUCAAACCUGGUGAUUGGAUGAAGCAUGCAGCCAGAGUUGGGGAAGCAGCGAGCUCAACAUCAAGCUGGCAACCUCGAGUUGUGCUGGAAAAGCUGGAGACAACUGUGGCAGAGGCGGCAGUCAGACCUGCUAUCAACACAGCACCGACAGAAGAUCAGCAGGUGCAGACUGAUGCUGUGUCAGUGACACCACGUCCAUCUACCUGCACAGAGCCUGAAGUGACUAUAGAGCUGGUGGAGCCUGAUGUGAAGAGACCCAGGAGGACCUCCAGUCCUGUUCACAGAGAAGCAGAUGUGCAGGUUAUCUCCAUAACCGUGAUGUGUCUGCACAAGAAGCUGUUGGGGAUUGGGACUGGUUGGCGUCCUGCCGUGCGCCACUGGACACGCUCCUCUUUCACCGGGAAACAGCUGAGAGUCUGCAUCCCACCUGAAUCCCCCAACAAGGAGUUGGUCUUGGUUAUCGGGGAUUCACAUCUCAGAUCCUUCGUGGAGAGAGAUGUGGACAUCAGAGCAGAUGGCCCAUACUCCUUUGGGUACAUUUGCUCCCCUGGUGCAACAUCUGACACCCUAGAGACUGAUGUACGCCAUUCCACUGUUGACCAACGCGUGUCAAAAUGUGUGGUGCUGGCUACGGGCAAUGACUCUUCCACCAGGGGCCAGACAGUGGAGCGGGCACAGAAGAACUUCCAGAGUCUUCUGUCUACAGUAAAACGUCUUUGCCCAAAGACAUGUGUGGUUGACUUCCCGGCUCGUCAUGUGGUCAGUGUGACCAAGCAGAACCAGUUUCGUCAAGCAUACAAGGCAGCAGCAGAGGCAGAAGGGCUGCAGUAUGUCUUCUGUGUGGACAGCUUUCCUAUGAAGAACUUGCGUCUGUGGGCUAAGGAUGGUAUCCACCUCAGUGUACCUGAAGGCAUGCGAGUCUUGUCAGACUUGAUCUGUAAGGCCAUCAGGGAGCUGUCUGAGAGCACCGUGGAUUCUGCCCACCCAAGCCAGAAGACACCUGCCGCCCCGUGUGUGAAGCCCCUGCCGAAGACCCCAGAUGUGGUUGUGACCUGUCCCACAUCCAGAGCAGUCCGAGUCCCAUCUACCACUCCACAGACGGACUCUGAGGGCUGGGAAUUUGGAAAGAAGAGUCUACAGUUGACUGCCACCACGAGAAAUGUUUCCCUGCGACAGGUCACCGGUCUGUGUGCUAUUCCCGUGUCUGCUGGCCGCUUUGCUGUUUUGUCUGCACCGCAGAAGACUCCUGCAAUCUCAAAGAACCCAACUACCCUGGCAACAAAGAAGGUGAGUCAAGCAAGGACUGCCGUGCCAAGUAGAAGUCAGCCAAAGAGACAGAUGAAGCAUGCAGCCAGAGUUGGGGAAGCAGUGAGCUCAACAUCAAGCUGGCAACCUGGAGUUGUGCUGAAAAAGCUGGAGACAACUGUGGCAGAGGCGCCAGUCAGACCUGCUAUCAACACAGCACCGACAGAAGAUCAGCAGGUGCAGACUGAUGCUGUGACAGUGACACUACGUCCAUCUACCUGCACAGAGCCUGAAGUGGUCGUGGAAGUGGUGAAGCCUGAUGUGAAGAGACCCAGGAGGACCUCCAGUCCUGUUCACAGAGAAGCAGAUGUGCAGGAGGAGCCUGAUGUGAAGAGACCCAGGAGGACCCCUAGUCCUGUUCACAGAGAAGCAGAUAUGCAGGUACCAAUGAAGAAGGUCUGCUGUGGAAAGCAAGUCCCUGUCGUCAGACUGCAGCGGCCGUCACCCGAAGAGUGCAAAGCAAAAGUGGCCAAGAAGGAUUCCUGCCAUGAAAAACAAGCAUCUGUUCAACUACAGCCUCUGCAGCAUGAAGACAGCAAAGCUCCUCAAUUUGACAAUAUUGUUGGGUCAUUUCAUCAAGGACACGCAAUAUUUCAUCCACAAAGUAGAGGAAAGCAGUGCACGGCCAUUGCUUUGGCUGCAAUUGUUAAACACACACACCUGCGGGAGGUGCAUAAAUGGUCUCAGAAAGAUCUAAACAUGACUUUAUUGGAAGGUGAUCGUCUGUACAUAAGAAAGAAGCAUCGUAUUCCUGAGGAUCAGUCUUAUUUGGGAGCUUUUGACUUUAAAAACGAGGAGAAGCUGUUUGGCAAGACGUUUUGUUUGGAAAUGGUCACUGUUAUUGGACGUCUGCUUUCAGUCACCAACCCUGAGAAAAAAGUAUGUUUUGUUACUUUGAAGACAGCUCUGGAAGAACAUCUUGCUACUGACAACGCUUGUCUCUUCACCAUGUCAGGCAGUACAUGUGCUAUUAUCGCUAAAAAUGGCAUGUAUGCUAUUGUGGACUCCCAUGCACGCAGUAAAUCUGGGAUGGUAGAUGGCAAUGGUUCAAGUGUUGUGGUGUUUUUCACGAGCAUCAGUGAAGUUUAUGACCACAUCAUCCAACUUGCAGCAGGAUUCAUUGUGCCAAAUGUUGAGUUUGAGCUCAAUAGCGUGGCAGUGACUUUGAAAGACUGUGACUGUGAUGGUGUGACUGUUGAGCCUACUCUGAGCUGUCCUCAUGGUGUGACUGAACUUAAAAGUAACCCCAGUUCCUGUGUUACUGAAAGUACUGCUGCAACUGACACGGCUGGUUUGAAAGCUUGUGAUCCUGGAUUCAAGACAAAGGAAAAUUUACCAGAAGUAGGACACAAAUGUGGCAGAACACAAAUGAAAUCUCCAUUGCACAAAAAGCGAUCCAGGGUUGACACAGAGUUAAAAAGUGGAUCUCCAAUUGUCAAGAAAGCCAAACUGCAUGAUGCAAAUGACAUUACAAUCGUUGGUUAUGAGGAAAAUGCUUUGCAGUUUAAUCCUCUUUCUGAAAAAGUGUGCAAGGCAAUUUGCUAAAUUCUUCAUGUUGAAUUUGAAAAUUGCAAUGUUAAAGAGUCCUUAUGCGCUGGGGAUGCUGGAGUGCCGUGCCAUAAUGAAAAGAUUGUUGCAGAUGGUAACUGUUUCUUCCGUGCCAUUUCUCAAGCCAUAAGUGGGACACAGAACCACCAUAGAAGAAUCAGACUGAACGCAGUGAAGCACUUAGAAAAGAAUCCUGAAAAAUAUCACUGCCUUUUGAAUGAAGAACAUCAGCAUUUGACUGUGGCAGAGUACAUUAAACUGCAAAAGAUGUCUUAUGUAAACACCUGGGCAACACAAGCUGAAAUUCAAGCCACAGCUGAUUGCAUUGGAGUUGAUAUUUACACGUUCUAUCAAGGCAAAUGGUUAAGAUUUCAAAACAGUGGAAAACAACAGUCUGCUGAAGGCAUCUACCUACAGAAUCACGGAGCUCAUUAUGAACAUGUUGUCUGUGUCAAACAAGCAGCAGUAGUUCCAUACAAACAAAAGAACUACAAAAACAAAGCAGCUCAAGUAACGGCGGAAACAUGUGUCUCAGAUGAGUAUUUGCAUGAAUGUACCUCUGACUGCAAUGCACCAUGUCCAUUACAAGAAUCAAGAGGUGAGCUUUGGAUGUGCAAGGUUUGUCAUUCAAAGAUCCAAAGAGGUGUAACCCCAGCAGAAUGGUGGGGAAACAAUUUACAACUGGAUUCAAUUCCUCUUGAGUUGGCUUGUUUGAAUCAUCUUGAAAAACAUUUGAUUGCUUUAAACAUUCCAUUUAUGAAAGUAUUAGCUUUACCAAAGGGUGGUCAAAAUGGAUGCCACGGACCAUUUUUUUGCAUCCCUUCUUCAGUAAAUCAUACUUGUUCUGUUUUGCCUCGGUCAAAUCUAGAAGGUUGUCUGUUACGUGUUAAAUUAAAGCGCAAGCUAUCUUACAAAGGACAUUAUGAAUAUCACUUUGUCGACACAAAUCACCUGAAAGAAGCACUUAAAUAUUUAAAGGAAAACAAUCAAUAUUAUCAAGACAUAGAAAUAAAUGAAGAAUGGGUGAAUGAGUUUGCUAAAGAAGAAGAAAACCAAGCACAAGACGACUCUAAUGAUAACGCACAAAAAAACAGUUCCCCUGAAGAUGCACAAGACAAAACUCAACAUGAAGAAGAGAAACACACUGAAGAAGUCUUGAACAAUAAUUCAAAACAAACUGAGUCUCCUGAUGAAGAAGAUGAAACUCUACAUGACCGACAGAACCACUGUAUUUAUCAAGAUUCUUGUUCCAUGCCUGUUGAUCUUGGUCAAGAAACUCUUGAUCAGGGUUUUGAAGAUAUAAUUAAUCUGGCACCUGCUGAAGGAAACAAUCCUGUGCGUAUUUUGUCAGAUAAAGAUAAUGAAGCAAAAUCCUUUCCAUAUCUUUUUCCAUCAGGGAACAAUACUUAUCAUACGCCCAGACAGUACUACUUGACAUUGGCACGAUAUUUUAAUAACAGAAUAUUGCACGCUGAUGGAAGGUUUGCAAAGUGCGUUGAAUACAUUUUUUUUGCACAAUACAUGUCAGAAGUUCAGCAAGUCAUACAGCAAGUGUCAAUAGCAUCACGCAAAGGACACACAAACCCUGCAAGCCAAAAAGACAACGCUCCACAAAACAUCGAGUCUUUGCAGGAUAUCAUUAAGACUGAUGAAGGAUAUCGCUUUCUAAGGCCAAUAAGAGGUACUCCAAGCUUCUGGCAAGGUGCACAAAAAGAUUUACUUGCCAUGGUGCGGAAUCUGGGAAAACCAACUUUCUUCUGCAGUUUUUCGUCUGCAGACUUGCGCUGGGGAGGGCUUUUAAAUUCAAUUUUGAAGCAAGAGGGGAGAACUGAAACUUCUGAGAGUUUGGAGUAUGCAGAAAGGUGUGAACUGUUGCGUAAUCGCCCUGUCACUGCAGCACGCAUGUUUGACUACAGGUGGCAUCUCUUGUUGAAUUACGUGUUACUAUCUUCAUUGAAUCCAAUUGGAAAGAUUAAAGAUUACUUUUAUCGUGUAGAAUUUCAACAACGUGGAUCACCCCAUGUACACGCUUUAUUUUGGAUUGAAGAUGCUCCUGAGAUUGGAAAAAACACAGAUGAAGAAGUGGUGCAAUUCAUCGACAAGUACAUAACAUGUGAAAUACCCACCCUCGAUCAUCAAUUAGCUGAAACUGUUACCUCCGUGCAGCAACAUUCUCAACGCCAUUCGAAAAUCUGUAAGAAAAAGAAUACAGCCUGCCGGUUCAAUUUCCCACGCCCUGUAUCUGAACGUACUUUCAUCACCAAAAAACAGAAAAUGCCAAAGUGCCAAGGUGACACUGCAACAAACAGCCAAGAACAAAAUAAAGCCACUGUGGAAUGCAUAUGCUCUCAGAAUGAACAGAACUUUAUGAAAGAAGAGGAUGCAAUGAAAAUACUGACAACUGUUAAAAAAGCACUUCUGGAUAAAGACAAUCCCAUUACGAGUAUCCAGCAACUGUUUCAAAAUGUUGGCAUUACGCAGGAAGUAUGGGAAAAAGCACUUAAAUGUGUUGAAAAACGCAUGCAAAUUGUCCUGCAAAGAGAUGUCAAUGAAAUUUGGAUUAAUCCAUAUAAUCCACUUUUGUUGAAAUGUUGGAAUGCCAACAUGGACAUCCAGUAUGUGGUUGAUGUAUAUGCUUGUAUCGUUUAUAUUAUCAGCUAUAUGUCCAAAUCUGAGAGAGAGAUGGGGCUGUUGUUGAAACAAACACACCAAGAGGCCACAAAACAGGGAAAUUCUGAUGCCAAAGAAGCUAUGAAGAAGAUUGGUCAAGCCUACCUCCACAACCGUGAUGUGUCUGCACAAGAAGCUGUGUACAGAAUCACUCAAAUGCACCUGAAAGAAUGUUCAAGGAAAGUUGUGUUUAUCCCCACAGGUGACACAAUUUUCAAACUCACCAAACCACUAAAUGAACUGAAAAAGUCAGGAAACAAUGACAUUUGGAUGACUGGAUUUGUGGAUCGAUAUAAGAACAGACCACAGAAUGACACUUUUGAUAAUAUGUGCAUAGCCACAUUUGCAUCAGAAUACCGUGUGUUAAGUACAUCAGAAAAGAAAUCCAAAAAUGCGAUCAAGUUACAGAAUUCAUGUGGAUAUAUUUCAAAGCGAUUCAGAACCAAACCUGCUGUUGUGCGCUAUGCACGGUUUUCCCAAACAAAGAAUCCUGAGCUAUAUUAUAAGAGCCUGUUACAGCUGUUUUUUCCUUAUCGUCAUGAUAACGACCUCAAACCUUCAUCAUUUCAUUCUUUUGAACAGUUCUACAAAGAAGGCACAGUGCAGCUUGGCAACCAGACCGUUUCAGUGAUGUCAAUUGUGAAUUCAAACAGAUCUCACUAUGACAUUGAAACUGAAGAUUUGGAAGAGAUUAAAAAUAAUCUGGACUCUAAUGAAAUAUUAGAGGAUGCUUGGGCCAUGCUUUGUCCUGAGCAAGAAGCAGAACGUUUGGAAGCCACUGAUGAACUUGCACAGAGUAAACUGGAUGACGAAGACCCCUUGCCCCAUAUUCCUGAUUUAGGGAUAGCUAACAAAGAAACUGCUCAUUUAGAAAAACAACACAAUGCGAUGACUCAAGCUGAAGGUUUGGAUUUAAUUCGAUCUUUAAAUGACAUCCAGCUGUCUAUAUUUUUCAAAAUACAAAAAUGGUGCAUACAAAAAGUCAAUGGAAAUGAUCCAGAACCUUUACAUGUGUUCAUCACUGGUGGCGCUGGCACAGGGAAAAGUCACUUGAUUCGGGCCAUUUAGUACGAAGCCAAUCGUCUGUUUGCUCCAAUGCGACGCCACCCAGACAACAUGAGUGUUUUAAUAACAGCACCCACUGGUAUGGCAGCAUACAAUCUAAAUGCAUCUACAAUUCACAGUGCAUUUAGCAUUGGAACAGAUGUGACACUUCCCUACAUACCAUUAGGUGAAGAAAAACUCAAUUCUCUCCGUGCCAAAUAUAUUGACCUCAAGUUAGUAAUCAUUGAUGAAAUAUCAAUGGUUUCUCAUAAACUGCUCACAUAUAUACAUGGACGGCUGAGGCAAAUCAAGCAAAGAGGUGAUGUUUCCCCUUUUGGAAAUGUCAGCCUUAUAGCAGUUGGUGAUUUCUAUCAGUUACCACCAGUUAUGGCAAAAGGCUUGUACACUGACAAUCUACCUGUGAACUUUUGGUCAAGUUUCCAAAUGGCUGAACUGAAAACAAUUGUCAGACAGAAGGAUACCACAUUUGCAGAAUUACUGAACCGAUUAAGAACACGAUCGAAAGGGACACCCAUGCUUCAUGAAGACAUCCACAUUCUACAAAGUCGUGAAACUGGAGAGCAGUCUUCUGCUCUACAUAUUUUUCCAACAAAUUCACAGGUAAAUGAACAUAACUUUAACCAGCUCCAAGCCACUUGUCCUGACUAUCAAACAAUAGAUGCACAGGACUAUCACUACAACAGGAAAACUGGAAAAAUGGAAAGCAAAGUCACACCUCACAGUAAAAACAACCUCACCAGUCUGCAGAAACAGCUAUUUUUGGGUGUUCCUGCUAGAGUUAUGCUGUGUAAAAACAUUGAUGUGGAGGAUGGAUUAGUCAAUGGAGUCUGCAGAACUGUAACACAUAUUAGUGAAACAGAAAGAAAUGGACUUCCUGAAGCUGUGUAUGUUCAGUUUGAUGACAUCAAUGUUGGUACACAGAGACGAAAGAAGUACCCAUCCACUGCACCUGCUUUAAUAAACUCCACAUGGAUACAGCCAGAGGAGGAAAGGGCUAACAGCAAAGGGGAGAAACGUCGUCAGUUUCCUCUUGCACUUUCCUGGGCUGUUACAAUCCACAAAGUACAAGGCCUGACUGUUGACAAUGCUGUGGUGUCGCUAAAGCAAGUGUUUGCCUCAGGACAAUCUUAUGUGGCUUUAAGUCGUGUAAGAAGUCUAGAUGGCCUUAUUAUCCAGGACUUUGAUGAGAAGGCUAUUUAUUGUAAUGAUGAGGUAAAACAUGCCUUGGAAGCUAUGCCACGCUUCUUGGACGACGAUGUGUCACAAGCCAAACAGUCUGCUGAUGUGUUCAGCUUGUUUUUGAUGAAUGUUCAGGGUUUAGUAAAACAUGUACCUGAUUUGGUGUCAUCGACGCUGCAUUUACAGCCUGACUGUAUAGCUGUGACAGAAACAUGGUUAACAUCUCAGUCUGCACUUCAUAGUGUUGACAUAGACGGUUACAGUUUUCACAGCCGUCCACGAAGUCUGGCAUACGAACACAGCAAGCAUCCGGCUCUUACUACACUCAAAAGUCAACAUCAUGGUGGAGUGGGCAUGUAUUGCUCACACAACACAAACUGUCACUUUCCUGAUGUACCCCAAUUUAAUUUGGAGUGCUUAAUUUACAAAAAUGUAAAUCAUCAGGUUUUAGUUGCUGUUGUGUAUCGUCCACCAACAUAUCCCAUGUCUGUGUUCAAGCAGAAUUUGAAAAAUCUGCUAACUUGGCUACAGGCACAAAGUCAGUCCAUUGUGGUUAUGGGAGAUUUCAAUGAUGACAUAUUGAAAUCAUCAUCACUGUGCAAUUUCAUGAGCAGUUAUGGAUAUGUUCAGAAUGUCACAUCUCCAACUACAGAACGAGGCACUUUGAUUGAUCAUGUCUAUGUCAAAUCUCAACAAUAUGAGAUUUCAUCAGAGGUUGUUCCAACAUAUUUCAGUGAUCAUCAGGGCAUAGUCUGCUCUCUUAAGCUGAAGUCUGUGUAG
Molecule: messenger RNA, 9267 nt
Organism: Periophthalmus magnuspinnatus
Lineage: Eukaryota; Metazoa; Chordata; Actinopteri; Gobiiformes; Gobiidae
Exons: 28
Biological process (GO): DNA repair; telomere maintenance
Molecular function (GO): DNA helicase activity; ATP hydrolysis activity
Source: RefSeq, a predicted model, not a curated record